GGGGAGAGACCGAGGGCUGGUUCCGCUUCUUCCAGGGCAGAUGCUGCGGGCGGCGGCGGCGGCGCUUCCGCAGCGUCCGGGGGGAAGAUGAACUACAUGCCGGGCACGGCCAGCCUCAUCCAGGACAUCGACAAGAAACAUUUGGUCCUUCUCCGAGAUGGUAGGACACUGAUUGGAUACUUGCGCAGCAUUGAUCAAUUUGCAAAUUUGGUGUUGCACCAAACAGUGGAGCGCAUUCAUGUAGGCAAAAAAUACGGUGACAUCCCUCGUGGGAUCUUUGUGGUGAGAGGUGAGAACGUCGUACUCCUGGGGGAAAUUGACCUGGAAAAGGAGAGUGACACCCCCUUGCAGCAAGUGUCUAUCGAGGAGAUCCUGGAAGUGCAGCGAGUUGAGCAACAAGCCAAGCAGGAGUCAGAGAAGCUGAAAGUGCAAGCACUGAAGGAGCGGGGCCUCUCAAUUCCACGGGCUGAUACUCUAGACGAAUAUUAGACAAUUCAGCCUGGACAAUCGCAGCUGCUUUCAAGCUGUGGUCACAUUCAAGAGAUCUUGUACUUGACAGCUUCUUUAAUUUGGGGUGAUCCCCCCCCCCGCUAAAUUGAAAACAUAUAAUCAUGAGGUAUUAUUUUCUCUUCAGGAAAAUCAUUCUUCUGGAAGACCUAAAAAGACAGAUGCAGGCCCUCUCGGGCGAUCUGAUGUGAUGCAGCAGCUGUAAAGAGUGCCGGCUUGGGACAUCACAUUUCUUUCGUUGAACUUUUUUCCUGUUAUGUGACUUUGGAAUAGGAGGAAGUGGAAAUAAUCCUCCUGUUCUGAUAUGUAAAUAAAAGCUGGCUCAGCAUGGGUGUUGGUGAAGCUGGAACCCUUUCUGAGAAUUUG
Molecule: messenger RNA, 873 nt
Organism: Varanus komodoensis (Komodo dragon)
Lineage: Eukaryota; Metazoa; Chordata; Lepidosauria; Squamata; Varanidae
Gene: LSM1
Product: LSM1 homolog, mRNA degradation associated
Exons: 4
Coding region: 88-489 (133 amino acids)
Biological process (GO): deadenylation-dependent decapping of nuclear-transcribed mRNA
Cellular component (GO): Lsm1-7-Pat1 complex; P-body
Molecular function (GO): RNA cap binding
Source: RefSeq, a predicted model, not a curated record